Austrofundulus limnaeus is the source of this 471-nucleotide messenger RNA. RefSeq names its product succinate dehydrogenase complex, subunit C, integral membrane protein (gene sdhc). Gene Ontology annotation, biological process: tricarboxylic acid cycle; mitochondrial electron transport, succinate to ubiquinone. NCBI's taxonomy places the organism in Eukaryota, Metazoa, Chordata, Actinopteri, Cyprinodontiformes, Rivulidae. The record is from RefSeq and is a predicted model, not a curated record. Gene Ontology annotation, cellular component: membrane; respiratory chain complex II (succinate dehydrogenase). Gene Ontology annotation, molecular function: electron transfer activity.
AUGGUCUGUCCCCAUGAUGAUGUCCAUCACACACAGAGGAACUGGAAUAGCUCUCAGUGCAGCCGUUUCAGCCUUCGCUGUGGCGGCGCUGGUCCUACCUGGAAGCUACACUCACUACCUGGACUUGAUCCACUCUCUGUCCGUCGGGCCUUACCUCAUCGGGCUGGCCAAGUUCGGCAUCGCCAUGCCCUUGUCCUACCACAGCUUCAACGGCGUCCGUCACUUGUACUGGGAUAUUGGCAAAGGCUUGAAAAUGCCAGAGGUGUACCGCACCGGCUACACGGUCCUCGGCCUGUCACUCCUCACCUCCAUUGCCUUGGUUCUGAUGUGAUGGCAGGACAGCGAGCGAAGACCAGAGGGACCCGAAAAGGACUGAAAGCAGUGUUUGACUUUUUUAUUUCUGUGCUUUGGACUCGUCCRCGCCUCGUUUAAUCAAAGCUAAAUAAAGGAUUAUAUUGUGCUGCACACAGA